Messenger RNA from Nicrophorus vespilloides, 2440 nucleotides. RefSeq lists its product as uncharacterized. Lineage: Eukaryota; Metazoa; Arthropoda; Insecta; Coleoptera; Silphidae. The transcript is spliced from 15 exons. The record is from RefSeq and is a predicted model, not a curated record. Gene Ontology annotation, molecular function: phosphatase activity. Gene Ontology annotation, biological process: dephosphorylation. Bases 1 to 2400 code for a protein of 799 amino acids.
AUGGCGACAGAACACCUGAGUACAACUGGUAAAAAGAGAACUUAUAACCUAGGUGUUAAGUUAAGAAAACGUUACUCGAAGUUCUUGGGUAGCCUUUAUUAUGCGGAUUUGAUCGAGGCUAUUUCCUCUUCCACACCGAGAAGCGUCAUAUCCAUGCAAUCGGUCUUAGCUGGUCUAUUUCCUCCAAGUCCCGAAUGGCAACUCAAGUCUGGAUUAGAAUGGCAACCUGUUUAUUUCAUAGCCCCAAGCAUCAAUGAAGACAAAGUUACCCAAAGAGUAAAACAUAUCUACAGGAAUGGCGAUAGGACACCCAACUGCAGUUAUUUACCAAAAGCAAAUAAUCCACAUGCCAAUCAUUCUUUCUAUCCAUAUGGAAUCGGACAAUUAACUUUAGAUGGUGAAAAUACAGCUUUUAACCUUGGUGUUAAAUUAAACAAACGUUACUCAAAGUUUUUGGGCAAAAUAUACUAUGUGGAUCUGAUUGAAGCUAUCUCAUCUUCCUCACCAAGAAGCUUCAUGUCCAUGCAAACAGUCUUAGCAUCUCUCUUUCCUCCAAAUAAAGAAUGGGAACUCAUACCUAAUUUGAACUGGCAGCCAAUUCAUUUCACAGCUCCAAAUAUUAACAAUGACAAAUUAAUAUAUCCAUCCUGCAAGAAGGUGAAUCAAGUUAAAGGCGAAAUGGAUCAAGAAAAAGCAGCUGUUUAUAAGCAAAUCAGUAGUAAUUCUGGUAUUAACAUUACUUCUUCUUUUGAUGUGAUGCGCAUUCACAAAAAUUUCCAUAUUUUGGAUAAACUUGACUACGAUCUUCCUGGAUGGGUUUUACCGAUCUGGCCUCAACCAUUCACCAAAUAUGCAAAACAAUAUUGGAAGGAAAUGCUUGAUCAAACUGUCCAUUACGCUAUAGGAUCAUUGCUGAAAAAAAUUAACACAGAUACAAUGAACAAGAUCGAUAAUACUUUGAAACCAAAAGACCGCAAAAUGUUCAUGUAUUCAGGACAUGAUAUAAACGUGAUUGCUUACCUUGGAGCUAUAGGAGCUUACAAAGAAAAUCUGCACAUUAACUUUUCCUCUUGUAUUAUGAUAGAAGUGCAUAAAAUAGAAGAUGAAUAUUUUAUUAAGGUUUUAUUUGAUAACUCCAAUGGAAAACAACCAGAAGUCAUAAAGAUACCAGCAUGCGGAGAUGUGGAGCUAUGUCCAUUGGAUAAUUAUAUAAGUAUCACAGAACAGAAGUACGGACCAGAAGAAUGGUCGAGAUGUUCAGUGAUCCGCGUAUCUAAAAGGAUGGUUAACUGCCCUAAAAACCUCAUGUAUUGGUCUGUGUAUGGUGUGAUUACCAUAGUAGGAAUAAUCACGUUAGUUGUUGUUAAUGAACAAGAUGACAGGUUAGAAUUUGUCGCUGUGCUCUUCAGACAUGGUCAAAGGACAAUACCUUAUUUAGACACUUACCCCAAUGAUCCUCAUCGUGAGGAAUCUUAUAAACCAUUCGGACUAGGUGGAUUAACAUACAAAGGACAAAAUGAAAUGCUGGAUGUGGGAAGGGAAUUGCGGAAGAGAUACAAAAGCUAUUUAGGUGAGAUUUUCUCGCAUGAUUUGGUUGAGGCAAUUUCCUCGAGCUACGACCGCUCGAAAAUGUCUUUGAGUUUAGUUCUCGCUACGCUUUUCCCUCCGAAUGCGGAGGAAGUUAUUGAAACUGGGGUGAAUUGGCAACCGGUCCAUUAUACAUACCUACAGGAGGAAGACGAUGAUAUGUUAGCCUUUUGGGGGAAAUGCACGGAUUUUAAUCAAGAUGAGAUCCAAAAGUUUUUUAGUUCUAAAGAAAUUAUUGAAUUGAAUAAAAAAUAUAAAAAUGUAUAUAAGUAUAUUCAAAUGAAUACCGGAGAAAACGUCACUUCUUUAUUAAGAGCUGCACAAUAUUACAAGAUUCUUGAAGCACAGACUGCAUAUGGUUUAACACUUCCAGAAUGGACCCAUCACAUUUUUCCUGAACCUUUAAAUACCAUUCACAAAUUACAUUGGAGAGGUUUUAUUGGCACCACAAAAGAUAUAAAAUAUGCUGCAGGUAGACUUUUGCAAACAAUUAGCGGAGCCUUUUCAAGUAGAAUAAAUCAAACCCUGAGCUCCGAAAGGAAAAUGCAUAUAUACUCCGGUCACGAUUUCGGAAUAUCCGGAACUCUCAGAGCCUUGCAAAUUGAUCAUGAUUACACUUUACCUGAGGGCGGCUAUAUACUAUUCGAGCUGCAUAAAAUAAACGAUAUUUAUGGAGUGAAGGUGUUUUAUCAAGAUUACUCGAGUGAAGAACCCAAAUUGAUGACGAUUAGGAACUGUAGUCCGUUCUGUGAGAUCGAUCGGUUCAUACAACUCACCGAACAGUAUUAUCCAAACCCAAAUAUUUGUCAAUAGAUAUUUUAAUAUACAUAUAAUAGAUAAGGUUAAAAAACAA